This is a messenger RNA of Nelumbo nucifera (sacred lotus), 606 nucleotides long. Its product is annotated as protein NDR1-like. NCBI's taxonomy places the organism in Eukaryota, Viridiplantae, Streptophyta, Magnoliopsida, Proteales, Nelumbonaceae. Gene Ontology annotation, cellular component: plasma membrane; plasmodesma. The record is from RefSeq and is a predicted model, not a curated record. Gene Ontology annotation, biological process: defense response to other organism.
AUGCUUCCCCGAAAGAUCUACCAAGAUUAUCGAGUUGGCUUUUGCUUUUGGAUUCUGCAAGUGAUAAUCGUCCUAAGCUUAGCCUCGGUUGUGGUAUGGCUCAGUUUACGUCCUAAAUGCCCCACCUACACCAUCGUGGAUGCUUAUAUCCCUGCUUUAGAUGUCAAGAGUGCAACUUCCCAUGAAAAUAGUGAAACCAGUCGGAAUAACAGUCUCUUCUUCAGCCUCGAAAUCCGGAAUCCUAACAAAGGAAUCGGCAUCUACUACGACGAAAUCAACUUGUCGGUGUAUUAUGGGGAUGCAGUAAUCGGGUUGAGUUCUGUGUUUUCUUUUUAUCAAGGUCACAGGAAGACCGCUCGACGUGAAGUGAGACUCAACGCUGACCUGCAAUUCCUGAGAGAUGUAUCCAGAGCAGUUUCUUCACAAGGGAGCGUGGAUCUGCGAGUGGGACUAGCGGCUGCUAUAAGAUUUAAGAUAUUCUCUUCUAAGACGAAGCAUCAGAACAUGGAAUUACAAGCCAACUUGCAGGUCGGUUCCGAUGGCAAGCUUGUUGGGGAGAACAAAAAGCUGCUUAACACACUGGAACAGCCAAAAGCUGGACAUUAA